Molecule: messenger RNA, 604 nt
Organism: Trematosphaeria pertusa
Lineage: Eukaryota; Fungi; Ascomycota; Dothideomycetes; Pleosporales; Trematosphaeriaceae
Exons: 2
Coding region: 205-525 (106 amino acids)
Source: RefSeq, a predicted model, not a curated record
CGGCAGCAUUUCCACAAUAGCUCAUGAGGUUAUUGAAACUUGUAAUAUUCUAAUGAGGCAGCUAUUCUAAUCCUCAAUUCGCAUGACACGGCUGUCCUCCAGCAGAACCAUAUUCGCCUCCUGUUAGCAAUCAACAACGAAGCCAAGGUGCGAAGAUCAACCAAACCGGUGGUUCUAGAAACGGCGAAGGGAUCGGCGAGGGUUAUGAGCUAUGCAGAGCUUGAAGAAGCCCGAGCAAAGCGUGCUGAGCAAGACGCUGCGAAGGAAGCUAAAGGCAAGGGAAAACGUGGUCGAAAGCGUAAGAACCCGGCGACACCGGAGGCAGUAGAAGACAACACGAAUAAGGUUAAACGUAGUCGAAAACGCAGGAGUACUGCAACAGAGACCGAGGCAUUUUCAGAGCCCAAGAAGAUUGCGCAGGACAAGAAUGUGCAGGAUAGAAAUGCGCAGGAUGAAGAUGCGCAGGACAAAAACGUGCCGGAUGCAUCCGAACCGUGGGCAAUCCCAGUAGCGAAGAUGUGGUAGCAGAGGGUGUGAAUGUUUUAAAGCAGGAUAGACGGUCAUUUAGUAUAAAAUAGGUCUUUAGGUAAUGACUAGAAGCUAC